Molecule: messenger RNA, 3932 nt
Organism: Anopheles bellator
Lineage: Eukaryota; Metazoa; Arthropoda; Insecta; Diptera; Culicidae
Gene: garnet
Product: AP-3 complex subunit delta
Exons: 12
Coding region: 551-3649 (1032 amino acids)
Biological process (GO): neurotransmitter receptor transport, postsynaptic endosome to lysosome; Golgi to vacuole transport; synaptic vesicle budding from endosome
Cellular component (GO): presynaptic endosome; terminal bouton; membrane coat
Source: RefSeq, a predicted model, not a curated record
AACUGCAGCGCUCCUUUGAUGAGGUGGCCGCUACGUCAAAGUCUCUAAUAAUACAACACAACAACAGCAAUUCUCUUUUUGUUGUUGCUCCCUAUACGGGAGAGCCUCACGAGAAAAAAAAGCUAUCGCCUGCACUUCUAUAAAGCGUAAGUUAAGGAGAAUCGCAAAUGGGACAUAUGGUUUGGUGAAGUAUGCAGGUGUGAAGUGUAUAUCCACAACGUCGAAGUGAAAACCACGGCUACAACAUCAUCUUUGACGAAGAGCCAACUAACGGAACGACGCAGUGCAGUAGCAGUUGAGAUAUGCAAGGUGAUUUACAACAACCGGCGUGUGCGUAAUCACCGUAAGGGAUUGGGCUCGGUGUGGGCACCUCAUACCUGCCAAGUUAACGCCAACCAAUCGUAAAGUUGCUUCCCUUUGGGUGCUGACAAGGGACUCCGUGCAAGGCACAUUUCUCAAUCAAACACAGCCUUCAAAGACGCAGUUCUGACGAAACUAACAAUCUCAACGAUCAGUAGACCAACACUCGACGUGUCCACACGGUGGCACGAUGGCACUGAAGAAAGUAAAAGGCAACUUCGAACGAAUGUUCGAUAAAAAUCUCACUGAUCUAGUGCGCGGCAUACGGAACAACAAAGAUAACGAGGCCAAAUACAUUGCUCAAUGCAUAGAGGAGAUCAAACAAGAACUGCGACAGGACAACAUCAACGUGAAGAGCAAUGCGGUAGCAAAGCUUACUUACCUACAGAUGUGCGGCUACGACAUUUCCUGGGCCGGCUUCAACAUUAUCGAAGUAAUGAGUUCAAACCGGUUUACGUGCAAGAGGAUUGGCUAUUUGGGAGCCAGCCAGUGUUUUCAUCCAGAAAGUGAGCUGUUAAUGCUAACCACCAAUAUGAUUCGGAAGGAUCUAAGUUCCACUAAUCAGUACGAUGCUGGUGUGGCUCUAUCGGGUCUAAGCUGUUUCAUUUCUGCCGACCUCUCUCGGGAUUUAGCAAAUGACAUUAUGACACUGAUGAGCUCCACGAGACCGUAUCUGCGUAUGAAAGCGGUGCUAAUGAUGUACAAAGUGUUCCUGCGGUAUCCCGAAGCACUUCGACCGGCCUUUCCUAAGCUGAAGGAAAAGCUCGAGGAUCCUGAUCCGAGCGUACAGUCGGCGGCAGUAAACGUGAUUUGUGAGCUGGCUCGUAAAAAUCCCAAAAACUAUCUUUCGCUGGCACCGAUCUUCUUCAAACUCAUGACGACAUCGACAAAUAACUGGAUGCUGAUUAAGAUCAUAAAAUUGUUUGCCAGUCUAACCGCGAUCGAACCGGCAUUGGGUAUGAAACUGACACAUCCACUAAUCGAGCUGAUUUCCAGCACCUCGGCAAUGAGCCUUUUGUACGAAUGUAUCAAUACCGUGAUUGCAGUCUUGAUUAGUAUUAGCAGCGGCAUGCCGAAUCACAACGCUUCCAUUCAGUUGUGCGUUCAAAAGUUACGUAUCCUCAUCGAGGACUCUGACCAAAACCUGAAGUAUCUCGGGCUAUUGGCAAUGUCGAAAAUAUUAAAAACACACCCGAAAAGCGUACAGACUCACAAAGAUCUGAUACUGUCGUGCCUCGACGACAAGGACGAAUCUAUACGAUUGAGGGCACUUGAUCUGCUCUAUGGCAUGGUGUCGAAAAAGAACCUUAUGGAAAUCGUACGCCGCUUGCUCAGACACAUGGAACGCGCGGAGGGUUCAUCCUAUCGCGACGAGCUUCUUUUCAAGGUGAUUGAAAUCUGCUCGCAAGGUUCAUAUCAGUACGUAACGAAUUUCGAAUGGUACUUGACCGUACUGGUCGAGUUGGUAUUACUUGAGUCAGCCUCAAAACAUGGUCAACUGAUUGCUGCCCAACUGUUGGACGUAGCUAUUCGUGUUCAAGCUAUACGCACGUUCGCUGUCAACGAAAUGGCCACACUUCUUACCUCGUACCCAGUGUCUUCAGCAAACAGCACUAUGCACGAAGUUCUUUACGCAGCCGCUUGGAUCGUCGGUGAAUUCGGUAACAACCUCGAACGGCCGGAACAAACGUUAGCGGUAUUGUUGCAACCAAAACCCGUUCCCGGUCAUAUAUUAGCGGUGUACGUGCAGAAUGCGCUUAAACUGUUCAUGUACCUUGCCGAACGUGAAAUGGAACGUAACGAUGCUAACGCUCUGCGUGCUCACUGCGAAACUCUUUUGGUUGGGCUACCCGCUUUCCUUAUAUCGCCCGACAUCGAGGUUCAGGAAAGAGCCAGUUCCGCAUUCAUUCUUGUUCAGCUGCUCCAUGAACUAGUAGAUAAAAGUACCGAAGGUGACCCUACCGGCUCUUGCCAAACGGCCAAUAUUGUUGAUCAGUUCGCCGAUGAACUUGGCGACAAACACUCAUUACCGGUACGGUGCACAGCCAUUCCGAUUUCCGCCGUACAGUUGCUGGGUGAAUUACGGGAAAUCUUUGGUUGCGAAUUAAAUCCAGUUGCAUCGAAAGCCCAACGCAAAGUGCAACUUCCCGACGGACUUGAUCUUGAUGCAUGGAUCAACAUGCCUCCAGCAGCCACAUCGGCAGAUGAUAGCAGUUUGGAGGGAGCGUCUAGUGACGAGGACAAACUGUUUCCCCUGUUUUUGCCGCCCUCGGCACGACGCGGUAACGACCGUGAGAGGAACGGUGACCGUUCUACGUCAGACAAACGAAAAGAGCACACCCAAGAAGACCUCAACAAGAUGCGAGAGGCACGGUUGUUGGAGCAAACAAACAAUCCCAACUAUCUCAAACCGAUUAAAAAGGGCAUUAGCAGCGGGAUUGGGUCGAAGGAAAAUUAUGAAGACAUUCCUAUAGCUGAAAUAGCGCUAGAAAUACCUCUUCAGAUACAUUCCACAAAACGUUCAGAACAAUAUCUGAAGGAGGGAAGAUCUGAUACUGUGGCGGGCUCUUCAAAGGGAUCGAAAGAUGGCAGAAAAAGUGAAAAAGGGAAAAAGGCAAAGAAAAAGGGGAAAAAAGGUAAACGAUAUUCAGAAGAAUCGGAUUCCGAAAGUGAUGAUAAGAAACCAGUGCAUGUCGUCAACACAGUGAUCGAACUUCCCGAGGGAGCAAUUUUGUCAGAUUCCGAAGAUAAGAAUUAUGACGAUCCUAAUGACCCUCAUCGAGCUCUUGAUAUUGAUUUGGAUGCACCGCUUGAAGAAGAGAGGCCCUUGAAACGUCCGUCAGCAAACCGAUCCAAAUGGCAAACAGGUGCAGCGAAGGACAAUCGACCUUAUUACAACGAUGACAAAGUAGUGAAGUCCAAGGAGAAAAAAGAAAAAAAGAAAAAACGGAAUAAUAACGUUGAAGAAGCGAAUGAUGGAGCGAUAAUGCUGAUGAUCGAUGUGAUUCCUUCACCUGCCGAAAACUAUCACUAUCCCGGUCCAGGUGGUAGUAGCACGCAAGCCAGCAAUGAUGCAGGGAAGGUGGAGCAAUGCGGAACGGAUUCUAGUGACUUAUUAUUGAUAACCCAGGAUAGCAAAGAGCAUCAGGUAGAGAGAGCGGAGGAUGGAAAGAAUGAAACAAACAAACGAAAGGAAAAACGUAUUGCAAAGAAACAAGGGAAAAAAUCGAAAAACACCGUUUGUCAUAGUAUCAGGGAUGGACGAAAGCCUGGGGCGGAGGAGUUAUAACCGGAUUACGAGGAAAUGACGACCACAAGCAAAGAUGCAAUUUAAGCUAAUUUCUCAUCGUCGUCCAAUCUUUCCUAUUCAUUUACUGCUGUAAGUCUAGUAGGUAUUUGAAUGGAAUAUUACAGUGCUAAAUAAAAGAGAAUCUAAAAAACAUCGAAAACAUACUUCAGUUAUAGCUUCUGGUAGUAAUCCUUUUUUAUUUGACCCAAAUAAUCUCUUGUGCUGUAACUACCAAAAUUGUACCACAGCAUCGCUGUAAUUCCAAUAUAUUGGUUUAUGGAAA